UCCACCAACUCCAUCACCAAUCUUGGAUUCCACGCCUUCCACCUUCUCUCCCAGACAGUCUUCCCUUUGCUCUUCCAUCAUGGCACCUCUCCGAAUCGCCGUCCUGGAAUGCGACACCCCCGUGGAUAAAAUCAACGCGAAAUACGACGGCUACUGGGGUGUUUUCUCCUCGCUGCUCCGCGCCAGUGCCAAAGCCUUGGACCAACCCGACCGGUUAAACCCCGAGACCGGGCUCGACAUCACACGCUGGGAUGUAGUCACAGCGCAGGAGUAUCCCAAGCUCGAGGAUGUGGAUGCGCUCUUGCUGACCGGAUCGAAACAUAACUCCUUCGACAACGAUCCCUGGAUCCUCAAGCUUGUCGAGUACACGAAAUCCGCCUUGCAGGAUCCCCGCAUCAAACUCCUCGGCAUCUGCUUCGGACAUCAGAUCAUUGGGCGUGCGCUGGACGUGAAAGUCGGUCGCAGCGACGCUGGCUGGGAGAUUGCGGUUUGCGACAUGGAUCUGACGGAUCAGGGGAAGAAGCUGUUUGGUAGAGAUAAAUUGCGCAUCCAGCAAAUGCAUCAGGAUAUUGUCUUUGAGUAUCCUGCGAAUGUCGUCCCCCUGGGCUCGUCGCCCCGAUGUGCAGUGCAGGGCAUGUAUCUACCGGGUCGGUUUGUUACCGUGCAGGGCCAUCCCGAGUUCAACGAGGAGAUCGUCACCGAGGUGGUGACGCUGCGGGGCAAGGCGGGGGUCUUCUCCAAGGAGCAGACCGAGGAUGCGCUGGAGAGAGCGAAGAAUGAACACGACGGCGUUGCGAUUGGUUCGGUUUUCUUGAACUUCUUGCUCGAGGAAUAGACUAUAGGCGAUGGACAGGGACGCGGCAACGAUGUAUAUAUAACGCCGUCCCUGUCGAGCUCUUCAUAUAGAUCGAAAGAUGGAUGAAUAUUUAUAUAGAUGAUACAUAUAUGAGACACGCUUUGAUUAAC
Aspergillus steynii IBT 23096 is the source of this 966-nucleotide messenger RNA. Its product is annotated as type 1 glutamine amidotransferase. Gene Ontology annotation, cellular component: cytosol; nucleus. Bases 80 to 835 code for a protein of 251 amino acids. NCBI's taxonomy places the organism in Eukaryota, Fungi, Ascomycota, Eurotiomycetes, Eurotiales, Aspergillaceae. The transcript has 3 exons. The record is from RefSeq and is a predicted model, not a curated record.